Messenger RNA from Hemibagrus wyckioides, 1537 nucleotides. Its product is annotated as alcohol dehydrogenase class-3-like. Gene Ontology annotation, molecular function: zinc ion binding; S-(hydroxymethyl)glutathione dehydrogenase [NAD(P)+] activity. The transcript is spliced from 10 exons. The record is from RefSeq and is a predicted model, not a curated record. Bases 141 to 1277 code for a protein of 378 amino acids. Gene Ontology annotation, biological process: formaldehyde catabolic process. Gene Ontology annotation, cellular component: cytosol. Lineage: Eukaryota; Metazoa; Chordata; Actinopteri; Siluriformes; Bagridae.
UCUGAAAGAGAUCAUAUACAUGUAACAUAGCAUACACAGGAGCACACACUUCAGAACACGCAACAGCACACGCUUUAGCAUACGCUGCAGAACACGCAACAGCACAGGACCUGUAACUGAAGAUCUGAGUUAUUUUCAAUAUGGGAACUGAGAAUAAGGUGAUCAAGUGUAAAGCCGCUGUGGCUUGGGAACCUGGGAAGCCUGUCUCUGUAGAAGAAGUGGAAGUUGCUCCUCCUAAAGAGCAUGAAGUGAGAAUCAAGAUAGCAGCGAGUGGUGUGUGUCACACAGACUUUACAUAUCUGUAUGAUUGUGGGAAAGGAGUGCAGACUCUUCCGUUUCCUCUCAUUCUGGGUCAUGAAGGCAGUGGUGUGGUGGAGAGUGUCGGUCCAGGAGUGACCACUGUGCAGCCUGGUGAUAAGGUGAUCCCGGUCCUCCUGCCUCACUGUAAUGAGUGUGUGCUCUGUCUAAACCCAAAGACGAACCUCUGCACAAAGAACUGGGAGAAGCUUCAGCAGUGUGUGCAAGCUGAUGGUACGAGUCGUAUCACCUGUAAAGGUCAGCAGGUGUAUCAGUUUGAUGGAGUCAGCACUUUCUCUGAGUACACCGUGGUUCCUGAAUACAACGUCGCUAAAAUCCACCAAGACGCAGCGCUGGAAAAAGUCUGUCUGCUCGGCUGUGGGGUUGCUGGGGGAUACGGAGCAGCACUGAACGUGGCCAAAGUGGAGCGCGGUACCGCCUGUGCCGUGUUCGGUUUGGGAGCCGUGGGUCUGGCCACUGUGAUGGGCUGUAAAGCCGCCGGAGCUUCCAGGAUCAUCGGCGUCGACAUCAACGCGGAGAAACGUGAAGUCGCCAAGACGUUCGGCGUCACCGACUUCGUGAACCCCAACGAUCACAACAAACCCAUUCAGGAGGUGCUGAUGGAGAUGACCGGUGGGGGAGUGGACUAUAGCUUCGAGUGUGUGGGGAACGUCACGCUGAUGAGGGCGGCGUUUGAGAGCAGCAACCCCACCUGUGGAGUGUGUGUGAUUGUGGGAUGGACUGAAAACAAUCUCAUGUUGGUGGGACCUAAAGACCUGGUGAUGGGACGAACGCUUAAAGGAUCCUUCUUGGGUGGAUGGAAGAGUGUGUGUAGUGUACCCAAACUAGUGGAGGACUACCUGAGUGGGAGAAUAAUGCUGGAUGAGUUUGUGACACACACACUCCCUCUGGAGGAGGUUAACCACGCCUUCGAUCUGAUGACCAAAGGGAAAAGCAUCCGAUCAGUGAUAAAAAUGUAGAUCUGCGAGUGUCGACUUUCAGCAGGUCUUUAACCGUGAAAACAUCAUCAGUCACCAUGACGACCACAUCAAUCGCCAUGACAACAGACUCCCUCUCUCCCACUGCACUGGGCCUCAGAGCUUCUGGUCUUCUGUGAAGUUAACACAGAGAAACAGAGCUGUAGACUGAAACUCAGGACAGGAGACGAUGCCUCUGUGUGUUUGUGGUUAAUGCUGCGUCAUUAGUGCUGUUAGUGCUGAAGUAAAAAUCUCAAACACUU